Messenger RNA from Phytophthora nicotianae INRA-310, 585 nucleotides. RefSeq lists its product as hypothetical. Lineage: Eukaryota; Oomycota; Peronosporomycetes; Peronosporales; Peronosporaceae. The transcript has a single exon. The record is from RefSeq and is a predicted model, not a curated record. The coding region runs from base 1 to 585 and encodes 194 amino acids.
AUGCCCCCACACGUUAAGCAAGCAAAGCCGUUAAAAGACGCAAUCGACGAAAUGGCAAAUGUGGUCGUCAUGGACGACGGAGCGGAUAAAGAGCAGCAAGAUUUUCAACCGGGCUUCUCCUUCGAAGUGGAUCCCGACGACGACGACGACGACUUGGUUAGUGUUGGAGAUGCCCCAAGCGGAACGGGUGACGUCGGAGGUCUUGGUCAGAGCGGUACGGCGGGCAUCGAGCAAUCCGGCGGGCCUCAAACGCCAAUCGAUGGUAGCUUUCAGGAGAUGCUGGCUUCUGCCCUUGCAGGAGAGAUGCCGGACCCCACCACAGACACCCCACGUCCUGUGCCAGCGCAGCGAUCUGGUCCAACCACUCGAGCUAGGACGCGCACAUCCGUCGCCUCAGCUCCUACCAGUAACGUACAGACCCCAAGGAAACCAGCAACCCGAAGCCGCGCAGUCACCGACGGCUAUAAGUACGAGAGCCUGCGAAAGUGGUCCGUAUUUGCGAAAUUCCUACAGUUCGUACUCGGGAGUUUACCAACCGAAAAAAAAAGGUUGUCAAGCCUCAUCCCACGCAGUUCAGGGUCGUAA